Molecule: messenger RNA, 1077 nt
Organism: Atta colombica
Lineage: Eukaryota; Metazoa; Arthropoda; Insecta; Hymenoptera; Formicidae
Product: pyruvate dehydrogenase E1 component subunit beta, mitochondrial-like
Exons: 1
Coding region: 1-1077 (358 amino acids)
Biological process (GO): pyruvate decarboxylation to acetyl-CoA
Molecular function (GO): pyruvate dehydrogenase (acetyl-transferring) activity
Source: RefSeq, a predicted model, not a curated record
AUGUAUCUUGCUCGAUUAUUGAGGCGUAAAGAGAUACUGCGAGUGAAGAUUCCCACAGGCGAAACGUCCCAUAGAUCAGUCACGAAGAUGACAGUGCGCGAAGCGUUAAAUAUGGCCCUCGACGAGGAGUUAGCUCGGGAUGAAAGGGUAUUCAUAUUAGGAGAGGAAGUCGCGGAAUUUGAUGGCGCUUACAAAAUAACACGUGGUCUCUGGAAGAAAUACGGUGACAAGAGACUGAUCGAUACACCAAUUUCGGAGGCUGGAUUCUGCGGUAUUGCUAUCGGUGCAGCGCUAGCAGGUUUAAGACCGAUAUGCGAAUUUAUGACUUUCAAUUUCUCCAUGCAAGCCUUUGAUCGUAUUAUCAAUAGUGCUGCGAAGAAUUUCUAUAUGUCUGGUGGAAGAUAUUCCGUUCCUGUUCUAUUCCGAGGGCCGAAUGGUAAUUGUAAAGGUUUGGCUGCACAGCACUCUCAAUGUUUUGCCGCAUGGUACAUGAGUACGCCUGGCUUGAAAGUCAUGUCACCGGCGACCUGCGAAGAUUACAGGGGCUGCUUGAAGUCGGCCGUACGAGAUCCCGAUCCCGUAAUCAUGUUGGAGAGUGAAAUGCUUUACAACAUUGAAUUUCCCGUGUCUGAUCAAGCUAUGGACAAGGACUACCAGAUACCUAUCGGCAAGGCUAAAGUGGAGAAACCAGGAAAGCACAUCACCCUAGUGACACAUGGCCAGGCAUAUAUAUAUACGCUUCAAGCGGCCGAGUUGUUAGCAGGACAAGGAAUCGAAGCGGAAGUUAUCAAUCUACGAUCGCUGAGACCUUUGGAUUGGGACACGAUAUUCAAAUCAAUCAGCAAAACACACAGAUUAAUGACCGUCGAACUGGGCUGGCCUAGAUGCGGAGUAGGAGCCGAGAUCAUCGCGACAGUGAUGGAAAAUCCAGUCUUCUUUCAGUUGGACGCACCUGCGGUUCGAUGCGCCGGCGUUGAUGUUCCGAUGCCUUAUUCAGAGAAAAUGGAGUACGAAUGUACUCCGAAGGAUCAUCAUAUAGUUGACUAUGCUAAACGCAUCUGUGGCACAAAAUUCUGA